Molecule: messenger RNA, 906 nt
Organism: Nematostella vectensis (starlet sea anemone)
Lineage: Eukaryota; Metazoa; Cnidaria; Anthozoa; Actiniaria; Edwardsiidae
Exons: 4
Coding region: 70-906 (278 amino acids)
Source: RefSeq, a predicted model, not a curated record
UAUUUGCCAGCGUUUGGUCAGCACUGCUCUCAAGAGUUUUGUUUAAGCGUACGAAAGGAAUCCUUCAAGAUGUACUUGACUGACUUCAGCGCACUGCUGGCAAUGCUCCUCUUCAUAAUGUACCGAACAGUACGGGGAGGCAGCCCUGUGACGUCACGGCCAGGCAGCAAGCUAAUCAACCACGUGAUCGCAUCUUUCCAAUCAAACUCCUUUAUCCAGUGCAUUCAAGCAUGCAUGGGGACGCCAGAUUGCUACAGCUACAACCAGUACCCCGGAGCUGGUCUUUGCGAAUUAAACAGAGCCACGCACUUAUCCCAUCCAUGGGACGUGGUGAGCGACCCAGACGGGAGUUACAUGAUCUACAAUCUACGCCCCUACAGAUGUAGCUACUCGCUUUGUCAAGAAGACGAGAUGUGCGAGGUCAAGCCUGAUGGGAUGACGUAUACGUGUCGAGUGAAGCGCUUUAACAUAUACGUGCGGUCUGAAACGUUUGAUGACCCAAGCAGGUUGGAAAGUGAAAGUGAAAGCAGAAUUACCGUUGAUGGACAAGAAUACUUCAAUAAUGCUGGACGAGGAUGGACUAUUGUUGUCUUCCACAUGAAUGGGACAUUUCAUUCAAAAAGUGGCCCAUUCGACACUAGAGGUUCAUCUUCUCACGCAAAAGCAAUGGCCGAAUACCUAACUAAUCUCCCAAACAACACGCUGGUCAUCGCUACUGUUGAAGUAACUGCCGACCUGGCCGGUUUAGCCGAAUCCGCCUUGAGGAGCAUAGGGGCCCGAGAUCCGGUAACUCCAGGGUAUAGGGAAGCGUGGUGCAUUGUGGGAUACAAAGGAGGGAAUCGGCCAUGGAUCCGACAGGAACACUCGACAACUGACAUCACGGAGAUCAGCGUCACGGUGCCCUAG